Messenger RNA from Pelagomonas calceolata, 1253 nucleotides. The record is from the annotation of a GenBank genome assembly. Lineage: Eukaryota; Pelagophyceae; Pelagomonadales; Pelagomonadaceae.
GUUGCGUAGGUCGUUAGGUAGGUAGCAAGCUCUCCCUGCCGCUUGUUGUGCGUCUCCUGCACCGGCACAAAACACCGUACACUUGAGCUAACUCGACAGCGGCAGCCUGAUCCGGACCAAUUGAGAGCACUGCUUCCAUCGGCGCGCUGCCCCGGCCCAGCUCUAGCAACCCUCAGGGACAGACAACCUCCACACCGCCGCGACGCAACCAUGCUCUACGGCCUCGACGAUUUAGUCACGGAAAUAGCCUACGCGUGCUCCCUGCGCAAGUCCGAGGCGAAGCGCUUCUACCACGCGCUCGUCCAGCAGCUCGAGCACCUCAUGCGGCAAGGGAAAGGCGCCCGCUGCCCCGGUUUGGGGAGGUGGUCCUUCUUGGCGAACUCGCAGCGUCAGAAGGGUAGCGCCGUCGGCAUGGACAUCGACGAGGACUUACGGGCCGCGUGGUUCAUCGGCUUCGCUUUCGAGGCGGACCCGACGUUUCUGCGCGCGCACAGCCUGGCCGCGGCGCCGGCGCCGCACGAGCUCGUGGCGCCGGCGGCCCGCGUGAACUACUCGGCCCUCGCCCGCAGCUGUGGCCUGGACCGGGACCAGGUCGCGCGAGUUACACACGUUUUCUGCGAACGGUUGGGCGUCGCGUGCUCGAAGCACCAGGUGCGCUUGGAGCUGGGGAACCUGGGGCGCUUCUGCGCGGACCACCGCAUCUGUCGCUUCGACUUUGGGGCGCGCGCGCCUCGUCCCCUUGGCCUGUCGACGACGUACGACGCCGCGUUCACGCGGGCGGGCCGCGACCCGCCGCCGUCGAGCCGACCGAUGACGUCGCCCAUCCAGGUGGCGUCCUCGACGACGACACCCCGGAACCACCGCUCCGCGCGGCGGUCGCGACCGACCUAUGACGUCUCCGCGGGCCACACGCCGCGACCGGUCGGUGGCUUCGACCGCGAGUUCAGCUCGGGCCCGUCGACGGCACUUGAUGAUUUAGCCCAGGGCCGCCGCGCGGGCCUCGAAGUGACGCGCCGCGCCAUGGAGCUCGUCCGGGAGCGGGGCGACCGCAUCAACGGUCUGGGCGACGCCCUCCAGAAGCACACUGUCAAAAUGUGCGCGACGCAGUACCCCCCGCGCGGGCCGCACGCGUGGUGCGGCCCGCGCGCCGCGCCGAUGGGCGGGCGGGCGUUCCCGCCCCUCGGCUACGCGCACUACACGCAUAUUACGGGGAUUCGCCCGCUUGAUACGUGGGCGGCGUGAGUGGUGGCUAG